Messenger RNA from Girardinichthys multiradiatus, 3471 nucleotides. RefSeq names its product karyopherin alpha 1 (importin alpha 5) (gene kpna1). The coding region runs from base 97 to 1713 and encodes 538 amino acids. The record is from RefSeq and is a predicted model, not a curated record. Lineage: Eukaryota; Metazoa; Chordata; Actinopteri; Cyprinodontiformes; Goodeidae. Gene Ontology annotation, biological process: postsynapse to nucleus signaling pathway; NLS-bearing protein import into nucleus. The transcript is spliced from 14 exons. Gene Ontology annotation, cellular component: nucleoplasm; nucleus; cytoplasm. Gene Ontology annotation, molecular function: protein binding; nuclear import signal receptor activity.
UUUCACGCAUGCGUAUUGAUUGACAUACCGGCGACGGCUGUUCAACGGUGGCCUAACAAAUACAGGGAUUACGAGCCCAAUCUGACAGGCUUCACCAUGAGUCAGGGUAAGGACAAUGCAAGACUCAAGAGCUACAAGAACAAGUCUCUCAACACAGAUGAGAUGAGAAGGAGGAGGGAAGAGGAAGGUCUGCAGCUCCGCAAGCAGAAGAAGGAUGAACAACUUUUUAAAAGAAGAAAUGUUGCCACUGUGGAGGAGGAUGGCGUCCUGGAGGACGAUGGAAUGGCGGACAGUGGCUACCUGGAAUCACAGGCCAACAACCUGGACCCACUCAUGGGUGGAGUCAUCUCUGAAGACAUGAUUCAGAUGAUCUUCUCCAGCUCUCCAGAGCAGCAGCUAAUAGGCACCCAGCGCUUUAGGAAACUUCUUUCUAAAGAACCAAACCCACCAAUUGAUGAAGUUAUUGCUACUCCAGGGGUGGUGGAGCAUUUCGUUAAAUUUCUGAAGAGGAGAGAAAACUGCACCCUGCAGUUCGAGGCUGCAUGGGUCUUGACCAACAUUGCUUCAGGUACAUCCCAUCAAACACGUGUUGUAAUCCAGGCAGGGGCCGUGCCAAUAUUCAUAGAGAUGCUCGGCUCGGACUUUGAGGACGUACAGGAACAGGCAGUAUGGGCCUUGGGAAACAUUGCAGGCGACAGCACAGAAUGCAGAGACUUUGUCAUAGAUUGUAACAUUCUGCCCUCUCUGCUGCAAUUAUUGGCCAAACAAAAUCGUCUCACCAUGAUGAGGAAUGCGGUGUGGGCGCUAUCAAACCUGUGCAGAGGAAAGAACCCACCUCCAGACUUUGCUAAGGUGUCCCCGUGUCUCAGUGUGCUUUCCUGGCUGCUGUUUGUUAAUGACACAGACAUCCUAGCUGAUGCAUGCUGGGCGCUGUCCUACCUUUCUGAUGGCCCCAAUGACAAGAUCCAGGCUGUUAUUGACUCAGGAGUCUGUCGGAGGCUAGUCGAACUGCUGAUGCACGCUGAUUAUAAGGUGGUGUCUCCUGCAUUGAGAGCCGUUGGAAACAUAGUCACUGGAGAUGAUCUGCAGACACAAGUGAUUCUGAACUGUUCAGCGCUGCAGUCUUUACUUCACCUUCUGAGCAGCCCCAAGGAGUCUAUUAAGAAGGAAGCUUGUUGGACCAUCUCCAACAUCACUGCAGGGAAUCGAGCACAAAUACAGAUGGUGAUAGAUGCAGACCUUAUGCCUCCUCUCAUCAGUAUUCUGCAAGUAGCGGAGUUUCGCACAAGGAAGGAGGCAGCGUGGGCUAUUACCAACGCCACCUCCGGGGGCUCUGCAGAGCAAAUUAGGCAUCUAGUGGAACUUGGCUGUAUAAAACCUUUGUGCGACCUGCUCACGGUGAUGGAUUCCAAAAUAGUCCAAGUGGCUCUAAAUGGUCUAGAAAACAUCCUGCGACUGGGAGAGCUGGAGGCCAAGAGGGGAGGAGGCAUUAACCCAUACUGUGCUCUCAUCGAAGAAGCCUACGGCUUGGACAAACUGGAGUUCCUGCAGGGCCACGAGAACCAGGAAAUCUACCAGAAAGCCUUCGACCUGAUCGAGCGCUACUUCAACACUGAAGACGAAGACCAAUCGCUGGCUCCGGCCGUCGACCUGCAGCAGCAGCAGUUCCUCUUCCAGCAAUGCGAGGCUCCGAUGGAGGGCUUCCAGCUAUAAUGCUAAAAUUCUCCCAAGCUCCAGCUUCAUCUUCACCUACGCUCACGUCUCUCAGUCUCUGCCCACAAAGAUCCAGGGUGACAAACAGCCCUCCUCCCCUUUCCCAGAAAGAUGGGUUUAAUCAUUACCUUGAUUAUUAUACUACUAUGUAACAUUACAGGAGCACGUUUGUGCAUACAUCCGACAUGGGUCAGAUCCGAAGUCUUGUCAGCCAGGUCAUAGUUUCACAUUUUUCUGUUUUUAUGCCAACUUUUGCACCUGACCAGAGCUUCAGGAUCUCCAGUCAGACCAUUCUCAUAUUUUUGGUCUUCCUCCUCGCCUCGUCAGAAAGAGGAACGUCCUUCUCCUUGUUCCCAUAGGAUUGGCAAGCACUCUCUCAGUAAAUGGGAGAAUCUGGACUGCCCUGCUUGUCUGAAGCAUUAAUAACUUGGAAGAUGGACCAAUGUUGAUCUGGUUCCACACUCCACUUAAUUUCUCCUCCUACACACAAAGAAAGAUGUAACCUAAACACUGGACUGACCUCAAGACAUUGACCCCCAUGUUUGACUGCGUCACUCGGACUGACUGCCAAGAGAGGCAUUUAACUGAAAAAAUGGAGAAUUCAUUUCCUCAUCUUGUCAGAAACCACAUAGACUAAUUAGAAAGAUGACGUUGUAGCUUUGCGGUGGAUUGCUUGCAUUCCCACCCGGAUCUCAUAUCAUUCCUUCUUACCAGUAUUGGAACUUUCCCACAUGCACUGGCUCCGCCGUCAAGAGUUUAAACUGCCGUGUCCUGAUUUUAAAACCCAUGGAACCACGGGAAUCGGAAUCUUCCCUCGCACUGAGACAAUUGGACUUGGAUGAAACAAAACAGACUAUAUAACCCUGGAUUCUGUCCAGCAGCUAACCAGCGGUAUUUUCCUAUUUUUAUUUUUUUUUGUUCCAUUUAUUAAAUGAUCAUUUCCUUUCAUUUGCAGCACUUUAGUUCUGGACUGAUGCCUGUUCAUCGACGGUAGGUAUGUUUGCUAUUUAAGAUGGUUGAUGAUAUGGCUCUUCCCUCCUCAGGAAGCGAGAUGUAUAGAGACCAGGCCCCCAUUCCUGGUUUGACAAAGAUUACACUGUUUACCCUUCUAACUAAGGGGAACUCAAGCAGAUAGUGGACUGAAACUGCAAACUCUUGUCAAAAUCAGAGGAUUACGUUGUCUCAGCUAAGCUGAAAAAACUCUGCAUUUGGUAAAUUUGCUGUUUUAAUCUGUGAGCAGUCCAACAUUAAUCCAGGUAAAGGUUUCUUGAUUGAUUAUGCCAAAAUCAAGACAUGUAUCAUCCUGAAGAUGUAUGGUUGGACUCUUUUUUUUUUUUUUUCUUCAAUUGGGAGUUAGCAUCUUUAGUUGAUGGUGCCAUAAUCCCUAAUAUAUGGAUGUCCUUCCAUAAAGUUUCAAGAAGGAAAAAAAAAAUCCAGAUUAAACUUGAAAAUCCUGGUGAUCAUCAUAGUUAGCCUAACUGAAUGUUUGUUUACCAAGUACUCUUCUCAUGUUGCUUAAUUUAGUCAAAAAUCUCUGCGAGAGAUGACCAGCUCUUCGUGUUCAUUACUGUUUGUUUUUGUGCAUCUAUUCUGUUCUGCCAUUUGCAUAAAAGUCAUUUCAGAAACUCGGUGGAUUAGUUCUAUUGUUGCACGUGAUCGCUGGGUGUUUCGCCGAGGUAUGAAAGGUGAUUUUAGUUUUUGUUCAGUAAUUUUUUCCACAAAUACAUGUUUGAAAUUAUAACAGUGCCAUUUAUUACA